AUGGAUUUCCAAAGUAUCGACGAUAUAGCUGAUAAGUAUUUGCCAUCUGAAUAUGGACUUGUCAUUCCAAAUCAGUCUUUACCUCCUCCUCCUUUAGGACUUCAUAUACCAAAGAAAAAGACAAAAAAAUUCAAAGAUGAAGAGUCCAGACGGAAAUGGGAAGAUAUGAUGACCAUGAAGAGGCGAAAAUUAUUUACUAAUAUAGUCAAAAAAGAAAUUGGAAAGCAGCACAGAUCAAAAAUUAACAAACACAAGGAAAUGCUACUGCAGUGCAAACGAGUAGCAUCACAUUGUGUUAAAUAUGCACGUCAAAAAGCUCUCCAAAGUGCUCGAAUAGUCAAAGAACAGCCAUGGAGGAUGAAGAGGUUAUCACGUGAGAAUAUUGCUUAUUGGAAACGGUCCAGGCGUUUUGAUAGAGAAGUCAAGAAACGGUUAGAAAAAGAAGCAGAAGAACAAAGAAAAAUUGACCAUGAGUUGGUUGAAGCCAAGCGACAACAGAGGAAAUUAAACUUUCUUAUUACUCAGACUGAGUUGUAUGCUCAUUUCAUGUCCAAGAAGUUGGGACAGGCUUCUCCUGAAGAACAAUUGAUAAUUUUAAGCCAACUAGAUGAGGAAAGUUCAAUAAAAUUAAGUUGUGAUACUUAUGAUAGUGAAAAUAUGAAGGAAAUGGCUAAAAAAAAUGCAUUAGAUGCAUUUCAGAGUGAAAAAGCAAGGACUAGACAUUUUGAUCAACAAGCCAAUUCGUGUCUUAGUGAAUUUCCCAACGGAGAGGGUGAACAGCCCCAACCUAAUAUGUUUAGAGGCAAAUUAAAAGGAUAUCAACUAAGAGGGAUGAAUUGGUUAGCAAAUUUAUAUUCUCAAGGAAUCAGUGGUAUUCUAGCUGAUGAAAUGGGUCUAGGCAAAACUGUACAAAGUAUCGCGUUUCUUUGUCAUAUAGCUGAAAAAUAUUCUGUCUGGGGUCCUUUUCUGAUAAUAUCUCCCGCCUCAACUCUCCACAAUUGGCAGCAAGAAGUGGCAAAGUUUGUGCCGGAUUUUAAAGUGGUUCCCUAUUGGGGAAAUCCAAAUGAAAGAAAAAUUUUAAGGCAGUUUUGGGAUUUAAAAGACAUGUACACUAAAGACGCUAGUUUUCACAUUGUCGUAACUUCGUACCAAAUAGUUAUAACAGAUAUAAAAUAUUUUAAUAGAAUAAAAUGGCAAUACAUGAUACUAGAUGAAGCACAGGCUAUCAAAAGUACUAGUUCAAUGAGAUGGAAGACUCUCUUAGGUUUUAGUUGCAGGAACAGGUUGUUGCUGAGUGGUACUCCUAUACAAAACAGUAUGGCUGAGCUAUGGGCCUUAUUGCAUUUUAUUAUGCCGACACUCUUUGACUCACAUGAGGAGUUCAACGAAUGGUUCUCAAAAGACAUUGAAAGCCAUGCAGAAAACAAAACUGGUAUCGAUGAAAAACACUUAUCCCGUUUACAUAUGAUUUUAAAACCUUUUAUGUUGAGGAGAAUCAAGAAAGACGUUGAAAAUGAACUGUCUGAUAAAAUAGAAGUGAUGGUAUACUGUCCACUCACUACGAGACAGAGUUUAUUGUAUUUGGCUCUAAAACAAAAAAUUAAAAUUGAAGAUCUUUUGAAUUACACCGUUGGCGGAGGAGAUUCUCACACUGUGGAUAAGAACUUUACUUCGAAUUUGAUGAAUUUGGUGAUGCAGUUUAGGAAGGUAAAUAAUAAACCAGUUUUUAUUAUAAUACUUGCAUUUAAACGGUACCCUCUGUCAAGAUAA
This is a messenger RNA of Diabrotica balteata, 1770 nucleotides long. Lineage: Eukaryota; Metazoa; Arthropoda; Insecta; Coleoptera; Chrysomelidae. The record is from the annotation of a GenBank genome assembly.